AUGAUGGAGUUUGAAAGUGCACAACAAUUUCUCAAGGGGAAGACCAUUUUAGUGACUGGUGCUACAGGCUUCUUAGCAAAAGGUAUCACCAUAACCACUGAAAAAUCAAACCAAAUACCUGGUGGAACCCACUCUUAUCGUCAACAAUCAUUCAGGCAAACCUCCUGUUCAUCAUAGAGAGAGAAUCAAUCCAAGCAAACUUCCGAAUCAAAGAAUCAAUGGAUCACAGAAUCAGACUCCCAACAAGAAGUAAUAUGAUGCCUAGUUCACCCCCUAUUCCCACCAACCCAAAUUCAAAUCUAGGGGAUGAAACUAACCAACAAAUAUCUAAACAUAUCAUAGAAAUAUACCAAUUAAAUCAGGGCAUUCAAAACAAGAGUGAAUAGAUUUAGAGGGAAGAUACCAAUUCCAGAAGUGAGGAUCCUAAAAAAGAUUAUUCAAUUCUAGCCAUUUCCAAAUCUUCUCCAUCCUCAACCCACGCCUUGAAUAUGUCAAAUCCAUCAUGAACUCAGAGGCAACUUUCUCAAUCUCAAAAUUCGAAUCAUUGCCUCUAUUGAAAUUCUCGGAAAGCCUGAACAUGCCAAACACAAAGCCAUCGAUUCAUCCCUCAAAACCUCGAGUUCAGACUUGGAUUCAAGCCUCUCCAACCUCAAUUUGCUCAUCAAUGUUGCCGAAGGCAUUGUUCUCUCACUUGGAGAACUCUCUAGAAUGAGGGAAGGGGAUGUUCUAGCAGAGCAAGUCUAUGCAUUAUUGAGAGUUCACUCACACCCCAUUAUAAUUUAUCCAAUUUUUAUAGAGAAGUUAUUAAGGACUCAGCCUGAUUUGAAGAAAUUGUAUCUUCUUCUAAGAGCUUCUGACUCAAAUGCAGCUACACAGCGCUUGCAUGAUGAAAUCAUGGGAAAGGAAUUGUUUAGGGUUCUUCGAGAUAAGAUGGGGGCAGAUUUUGAUUCUUUCAUGUCAGAGAAGGUGAAAGCCAUUGCAGGUGAUGUUUCUCUUGUGAACUUGGGACUUGAUGAAAAUGUCAGAAACAAAAUUACAGAAGAAAUAGAUGUUAUAGUGAACUCAGCUGCAACUACUAAGUUUGAUGAAAGAUUUGAUCUUGCAUUGAGCAUCAACACAAUGGGUGCCUUACAUAUUUUAAACUUUGCAAAGAGUUGUCCUAAAAUACAAGCUUUUCUCCAUGUAUCAACAGCUUAUGUGUGCGGAGAAGCUACAAAUGAGAAAGUGGUUAAAGAAGAACCAAUUAAGAUGGGUCAGACAAUAAAAGGGAAUUCAAAAUUAGACAUUCAAUCAGAGAAAGAAUUGAUGGAGAAAAGAAUGAAGAAGCUUGAAGCAGAGAACGUUGGUGAAAAGGCUAUGACUUCUGCAAUGAGUGAUUAUGGAAUGGAAAGAGCAAACUUCUAUGGAUGGCCAAACCCUUACGUAUUUACAAAGGCAAUGGGAGAGAUGAUUCUGUCAACUUACAAAGAUAAUGUGCCCUUAAUCAUCAUACGUCCUUCCGUGAUAACAAGUACAAUCAAAGAACCCUUCCGUGGAUGGAUUGAAGGUUUCAGAACAAUUGACAGUAUAAUUGGUGGCCAUGGUAAAGGAACAAUAUCAAACUUUCUUGGCGAUCCUACGACAAUAAUGGGUGUGAUACCUGUGGAUAUGGUGACAAAUUGCAUGGUGGCAGCAACGGUGAUUCAUUCCAUUAAUCAAGAUUUAGAGAAUUUCGUCUACCAUGUUUGUUCUUCAUCCAGAAAUCCUAUCAGACUUUCAAAUGUCUGUGAAUUCUCGAAUCUUUAUUUCUCGAAAAACCCAUUGACCAACAAAACUGGAUCGCCAAUAACGAUCUCAAAGUUAAGAUUUUUGUCAGAUCUGGAUUUUCAGACACUCUUGAUCAUCCAAUAUGUGCUACCACUAAAGGUGUUAAAUUUGGUGAGCAAUGCGUUUUUCCAUGUCUUCGAAGAUUGGUACAGUAUCGACGACAAAAGAGUCCAAUUGUUGAUAAGAAUGGCUAAACUUUUCAAACCAUAUUUGUUUUUUAAGGCAGUGUUCGAUGACACCAACACACAAAAAUUAUCUAUGAUAACGAAGAUGGAGAAUGUUGAAUUCGACCCCAAGAGCAUUGAUUGGACAGACUAUAUGAUGAAUGUUCACAUUCCUGGCCUCGUCAAGUUCGUAAUUAAGUUAUUUCCUAAAUUAUAGAAAUAUUGGUCAGGAUAUAAGAACAUUUUUAUGUAUUGAGGCGCAGUUUAAUUUACCAGUGAGUGUCAUGUGUGGUGUGUAUAGAGAAUAAAUGAUUGAAUAAUAUGCAUAGGGUUGUCCUCGUUUUCCAAAAACA
Prosopis cineraria is the source of this 2323-nucleotide messenger RNA. Its product is annotated as probable fatty acyl-CoA reductase 5. The transcript has 11 exons. NCBI's taxonomy places the organism in Eukaryota, Viridiplantae, Streptophyta, Magnoliopsida, Fabales, Fabaceae. Gene Ontology annotation, biological process: long-chain fatty-acyl-CoA metabolic process; suberin biosynthetic process. The record is from RefSeq and is a predicted model, not a curated record. Gene Ontology annotation, cellular component: intracellular membrane-bounded organelle. Gene Ontology annotation, molecular function: alcohol-forming very long-chain fatty acyl-CoA reductase (NADP+) activity. The coding region runs from base 709 to 2187 and encodes 492 amino acids.